Molecule: messenger RNA, 4151 nt
Organism: Oreochromis niloticus (Nile tilapia)
Lineage: Eukaryota; Metazoa; Chordata; Actinopteri; Cichliformes; Cichlidae
Product: protein-lysine 6-oxidase
Exons: 7
Coding region: 247-1788 (513 amino acids)
Biological process (GO): collagen fibril organization; peptidyl-lysine oxidation
Molecular function (GO): copper ion binding; protein-lysine 6-oxidase activity
Source: RefSeq, a predicted model, not a curated record
GUACUUUUCUAACCGCACGUAACCACAGCAAGGGAUGGGUUAAAUUUUUUAGAAGCUUGACUUAGUGAAAGUAACUGGACUGAAUUCGACAAACGAGCGGGGAAAAAAGGAUUCAGCCCUCCUCUCCUCUCCAUCUCUCAUUCCUCCUGAGAUGUUGUUUUGUGUUAGAGCUGAAACUGGAAGCGCACUCCCGAUUUUAAUCCAUUCUCCACGAAGCUUCAACGUCUGUGCGCGCAAACUUAUGUCAUGAUUGCUAACUUGGGCUUUAAUUUAUUAAGUUUAAUUGCCAUGACUAAACGUUCACUUUUAUUUCUAUACAUUUUCCAAGGACUACUCCCCCUCAGCUUUGGGCAGCAGCGCACGGUUGGCCCCUGGCGGCACCGGAUUCAAUGGGAGAACAACGGGCAGGUUUACAGUUUAAUGAGCACUGGGUUGGAGUACCAGGCUCCGUAUCGGUCCACCAGCCAGUCGAGGGUUUACGUGAGCAGUCGGAGGGAUGGGACCGGGAGCCAGAUGUCAGGAGCGCGCAGAAGAAUGACGGUUGUGAGAACCGGACCGACUGAGUCCAGACAGUUCAGGACUGAUAACAGUGCGCAGUCGGGACCUCUCACACCUGGACACGAUGUUAGACAGUAUGUGCCCGUGAAUCGUCACGCGUCAGGGGUCAGACAGCGACCCGAACGCCCUACAGCAGCAGUUGUAAGACAUCCAGGCGCACGUCAUUUUAAUGGUGAAUUCACCAGAACCAUGAACGCCUCUACACCGGGAAGUUCAGGAGAUUUCUCUGGCAGAAAUGGAGUGUCUGUCACUGUGGAUAAUACCGCACUACACACUAGAAUAGGUGAAUCCGGACCUGGUGCGCAAAACCAGCAGUUACGCGCGGGGCCCGAGGUGACGCCUGUCUCCAGGCAACCUGCUCACUCUGAUCGCUCCAUCUCAGCACACCCGUCAGGUCUGGAAAACGAGUCUGAGGCACCGGCUGUAUUUCCUGCACUUACUGAGGAAAACAGCAAUGGAGAGGACAUGGUUAACGACGACCCUCGAAACCCACUUAAAAACCACAGGAAUUCUGUUUUCUACAACAUGUAUCCGACCAGAGGGAGAUCAGCGGCCCGCACCCUCCGUCCGCCUGGCACAGGGUACGGAACAAGAUAUUUCCAAAACGGACUGCCAGACCUUGUGCCAGACCCAUAUGCCAUCCAAGCAGGUACCUAUGUCCAGCGCAUGCAGAUGUACGCGCUUCGCUGUGCGGCUGAGGAGAACUGUCUGGCCAGGUCGGCUUAUGGACCCGCUGUGCGAGACAUCGACUUCAGAGUUCUCCUGCGGUUUCCACAGAAAGUGAAAAACCAAGGCACCGCUGACUUCCUCCCUUUCAAGCCCAGAUAUCAGUGGGACUGGCACAGCUGUCACCAACACUACCACAGCAUGGACGCCUUCAGCAACUACGACCUGCUGGACGUUAUCACAGGACGUAAAGUGGCCGAGGGACACAAGGCCAGUUUCUGUCUGGAGGACACGAACUGCGAUCCUGGAUUCAGGCGACGCUAUGCCUGUACAGCUCAUACGCAGGGUCUGAGCCCAGGUUGCCAUGACAUCUACGCCGCCAACAUCGACUGUCAGUGGAUUGACAUCACUGAUGUGCCUCCAGGAAACUACAUCUUGAAGGUUACAGUCAAUCCCAAUUUCCACGUCCUGGAGUCAGACCUCACCAACAACGUAGUGAGAUGUGAUAUCACUUACACAGGCGUUUAUGUUCAGACACGCAACUGUCGAAUAACGAGGGGUUGAAAUAUUCAUUUUUCUGGAAACAUGCAGAAGUUUGGCAGUAAGACCCCCUCUGUACUGCACAGGCUCAACGACAUCAGUGAAAAAAAGUUUAUGCAAUUGGUAAAAGUUUGUAUUACAGGAUUAAUGGUGAGCUACAUUCCUGCUAUGAAGUGCUGGGGUUGCAUUUAUUCAGAAUAAAUGCAAAAUUAGUUUACACAAACUUUGUAUAUGGAACUAAUGAUGUCAUCAGAAUUACUUGAUUGUGUAUUUCUAGAAAUGUGUUACGAUUGGUUACAAAUUAUGUUUUGGUUUGUUUUUCUUAACAAAUACAAGUACUGUUCGUAGACACGUUUGUUCCUUUAAGUGCUACUUACUCGCUUGAAAUGUGUGUAUUGUUUGUCAUUUGAUGUCUUUGUUAAUGUUUUUUUUUUCUGAUUUUUUUCUGAUUUUUCUUACUAUUAAGUGCAAAUUAUUAACAUCUAGAGAUUUAUGUAACCUUAUAACAUCCACUCUUUUAGGGAAACUCUUUUAGGGAUAAGGGUUAAUGGUGCUCAUUUCCAGCUCCAUAAUUUGUUCUUCCUCUCUACUAGAGGAGUUUUGUGUGAUUACCAGUUCAAAACAAGGUCCCCUGGUUUUCAGCAGAGGUCUAGAAAAAGGCUCCUCUGCCUUUAAGACAGCUGUUUUGUGAUUGGCUGCCCUUCCUUAAACAUUAUCUUGGAUCGGGCUGGUCUGCUCACACCCAGAGCCUGAUAUAUUAGGCGUGACCAUAUUAGGGGGAAAAAAAACUGACCAUGCAUAUAGAGCAGUCUGAUGCCUGAGCUUGUGGAUCACAGGGACUAUAGUACAGUGACAUUAUUAUUUGAAACUUUCAUCAUUUCAUCAUAUUUCAUCAUAUGAAUAUCAACCACUGUAAAACUGUACAUGAGAUAUGAUCAAAUGCUCUGCAAAUCAGGCUUGAAAAAACAUGGCAACCAAAACACUAAAGUUGACGCUUCAGAGCCAACAGGCAAAGUCGUGAUGUUUUAUACCGUCUGUCGUCGUCCUUUAGACAACUCAGGAUGUGACUGUAGAACUUCAUGUUGAUAGUCUGGUCAUGACGGGUGAAUUCAUGGAGCACCCUCCAAACCCCCUCCAAAAACUCAUCAUCAUCUCCUGACCUGAAGUGUCGCCGUCAGGCUUGGAAACUUAGGAUGCUUCAACUGAAAACUGCCGGGUCAUAGCUGGAGGUCCAAUUCUCAUUACCAGCAAGUACCAGCAAGAAAGUCAGUCUUCAAUUUUAAAUUAAAUCAGGUAUGUUUUUGUGUUUGUUUGUUUUGUUUUGUUAUUUUAUGAUAGUGGUCCUGGAGCUUUUUGACCAUACCUUGUAUAUAAGAAAAAAUAAGAAAAAGGUUAGCUCCUCUUUAAUAGGCAAUGAUUUUUGUGGUCUUUUUUGGCCUGAGUGGAAAGGUUAUAAUAGAAGGUCCAAACACAUGUAUGAAACCACAUCUUAAAUGUUACUGACAGAAUCUGAAAACCUGCUUGUGUAACAUGUGGCUCAGAGACAACCUAAACAUAACCCUAAACAGAUCACCAUCCAAUCUGGUGGAUGUUAAGAGGUUUUUACAUAAAAUAUAUGCUACUGUCAACAAUUCUCAUAAAAACAUCUAAACCAGAACUGAGAAGAGGAUCCACAACACGUGGUGGAAGGUUUUACAAAGACAAAGAGAAGUUGUAUUCUCCAAUAGGUCACUACAAAACACCCCAUGGGUUAAAGCAGCCCGUUUUUAGUCCCAGGACUGAGCUCUUACUGGGUGACUAUUGUGUAGUGUGAUCCUGGCCUUCUAUAGGAUCACACUGCAUAUUUAUAAUAUAUGUAGCUUUAAAAAAAACCCAUCAUUUUCUAAAACUGCAGCACACUAAGUAAGCGAACACUACUCAAACAGCAGUAUUUAUGGCAGCCGGAUACUGAAUGGAGACUCCAGUAAAAAUAAACUACGGCAUCCAUGUUGAUGAUAAAAGAAGAAAUAAGUCAGCCGGUUAAAGAGUAUGACUCAGAAUAUUUUUCAGUAGAGCUCUUGGGAGCAGAUGAAUAACAUGCAUCAGGCUUUGAAUAAACACAGACAAAGCCUAGUAGAAAGCAUUAAUUUUGAUCUUUUCAGGGGAUUUGUUGACAACAGGAAACAAACAGAACCACAUCCAGCUCAUCCUUUAACCUGGACAUAUUAGAAAACUGCAAAUACUCGUUUGAUGUUGAAUAGUCAAGGAUGUAUGUUAUGAGUAUGUUUCUACAAGUGUGUUAGUGUAUAACUGAGUGAAUGGAAAUGUUGAAAUGAUAAAACAGUGUUGAAAAUAUAGUCUGAUAUGUUGAUGCAUUACAUUACAAAUCAAAGUUUCAUGUUAGAAAA